Aplysia californica (California sea hare) is the source of this 2203-nucleotide messenger RNA. Its product is annotated as rootletin. The record is from RefSeq and is a predicted model, not a curated record. Lineage: Eukaryota; Metazoa; Mollusca; Gastropoda; Aplysiida; Aplysiidae.
CAUCCAGGUACUACAAGAACGCACAGAGAACCUCAUCAGACAUUGCACAAUGUGUGUCUGUCUGUGUGUUUGUCUGUGUGUCCAGGUACUACAAGAACGCACGGAGAAUCUCAUCAAACAUUGCACGAUGUGUGUCUAUCUGUGUGUCUAUCUGUGUGUUUGUCUGUGUGUCCAGGUACUACAAGAACGCACGGAGAACCUCAUCAAACAGAUCCAAGACCUGGAGUCCAAGGCCCAGAGCCUGCAGCUCACCAUUGACCGACUCAACACCAACCUGGUCAAGACGGAGGAGGAGGGGCAUCAGUCCAAGGACAAGGUACAAGCCCUGAACCUGUCCCUGUCAGACAGCAACUCCAAGAUCAACGAGCUGGAGGACACGCUGACCAAACUACAGCGCGCGCUCACCUCCAGCGAACAUGACCGGCGCGUGUUGCAGGAGAGACUGGAUGCUACACGGAGGACAACGUGACCUUGCAGAGGCAGCUACAGGAACUGCAGGCGCACCUGGCCGAGGCCGAGCAGACGCACGCUCAGAGAAUGCCCUGCUGAAGGACCAGAUCGCCCAGGAGCUGCGCAAGCGUCAGAUGUACCUCUCCAAGUCUGCCAGGGCCGGGGAGGAAAUCCGCGACCUUCGUAACGUCCUUGACACCUCGCUGAGCAACGUGAUCCGCGACCCCAGCCUUGACCCCCUGCUCCUGGAGCACGAGUCUCGCAAGCUGGACGAGAGCUUGUGCCUGUCACGCAGCCUGACUCCACGCCGGAGGUCACCGGGUCGCACUUCCUCCCCCGGCCGUCUGGGCGGCUACACGUCCACUCCUGCGUACCGUGCCGGGCCCCGGAGUCCCAUCCUGCGACGCAAGCUCAAACAGUAGACGUGGCGCACCGCGCUAGGAGAUAACUUAUAGAUCUGGCAGGAGUUGUAUCUUGUUUGAGGAACCACCUGGACAUUAGUUUGUUUAAUUAAUCCAUUUGUAAUUCGUCUGUCAUAUACACCUAAAACAGUUCUAAAAAGAACAUUUAUUUAUGUCAAAUGUACUCCCUGAAAACACAAAAAGCUUUCCUCUCCAUCUUUCCCCUCGUACUGAAACAUUUGGACUUUUUCGGCCGUCCUGUCUUUUUGGAAAUGCCAGAAGAUUUCUCUGGUACAAUCUUCCCUUUCAACGUCUACAGAAUCUCGGGGUCUUGAGAUGGAGGGGACACAACUACUGAGUAGUGCGUUGUUCGUUGAUGCCUUUUGCCCAAUGUUGAGCUGUCUCUGUUCAGCUGGACACACCACGAUAUAUUUAUAUUUGAUAAAGAUAACACAAUAUUGAAUAACAGAAUUAUCCAUUGUUCCAACUUAUCUAUGAUAGAAUUAUCCAUUGUUCCAACUUCUCUAUGAUAGAAUUAUCCAUUGUUCCAACUUGUCUAUGAUAGAAUUAUCCAUUGUUAUAACUUUUCUAUGAUAGAAUUAUCCAUUGUUCCAACUUGUCUAACUCAUUUGAAAGUGACAAUCCUUGGGAAGUUUUCCCACAGUUCAUGUUUCUGUCUUGCCUUUCUCUUUCCUUUCUUAUAGCCGAGGGUCUUUAGUACAAUCCGACCUGUUUGACCGUUUUAGUUUGAAAGUUUUAGUCUGACCGUUGUAGUAGGUACUGAGUGUGGUCACGUGGGUGUGUCUAGCAGGCACGUUAGUCUCCAGAACAUGAUGGAAAAGUAGAGAAUUGUUCUGUGUCCAGUUUUAGUGGAUUGUCUUAUUGAAUUUGGUACAAAUGUAGUUGGUGGCGGUUUUUGUCCACGCGUUAAACGUGUGUUGAUUCAGAGGACAGUACCUCGAGAUUUUGUCACGGUCUAACGUUUAGUUCUACUGACACUUAUUUAUAGUUAAUCCAAUAUGGCAAUGUGCUUGCCAUCUAGAUUUUUUUCUCUUUUAUAGCUUGAAAACUUGUAACUUGAGAGAAACGACUCAAGUUUUGGGUGAAAAGGUGUUGUUACCUUCUUCUAAUGACUUCCAGUAGCAAUGAGUAGUUUUGUAGCAACAAAGCACGCUUGUGGUAACGCGUUGACCACUUUUGUAUUUUCUGCUGAUUAUGGGACCAGAGUUUGGCGACUGUGUGUGCUAACGUGAUUGUGUACGAUAAUAGAACCUUGUGUUUUCAUCUCACUCCACAAAGUGAUUGAUGAGCCUUGAUUUUUUUCUUUCAAUUUUAAACUUUUGAUGAACGGU